AGCGGUCGGAAGAGUCCAUCAUUACAGAAAGCGGGGGGAGGAAGUGGAAGAGCCUAUCAUGGAAAAAGGGGAAAUACAGACGUCUGGCGAAGAGAAAAGGGAGGAGGGAGUCGCAGCGGAUGAUAUGGCAUCUAAAAACCAAUAUGGAUUGAUUUUUCCCGCUGUAAUUGUGGCUUUUCUGGCCCUGUGUGUGGCUCCUCUCACAGCUGAUCUCCCCUCCUCCAGACAUCGGCGUAAGACUACAGUGUUGAAGAUGGACGAGGCGGCCCUGUACGUGAUAAGUGAGGUCGAGAGUGAGAUGCUACUGUCCGUCAUAUCUAACCACUGCUUUCAGUGUUUGCCACAGCCUGUGGGCCAGGUACCGCCCAGGCCUAGGCCGGGUGUGCCCACCAAGGUGGGCUUCACUGUGAGCACCCAGCAUGCACUUAUACUGCAACUCAACAGCACUGCAGUUAACAUGGAACUGUGCAGGAUGCAUUUCCAUUUUGGAGAGCAUGGGAACUACUCUCUGUGGGUGAAGAACCUGAAUGAUCUCUCCCAGGUCAACUGCACCAUGGUCACUGACUCCGAGCCAAUCAACAGCUACCUGCCCAUCUUGCUUGCCUUCCUCGUGUUUGCCAGUUUAUAUGUGUUGGCUGCCAUCUGGAACUCAGUCAAGGGGCUGGACGCCGUGAGGAAUCUUCUCCUUCGUUUGGGAAGCACCAUUGAGGCUGAAAGACUCAUCAACUCAGAGCUGGGCUCUCCCAGCCGGGUGGUGGAGUCCUCAGCUGAGUCGAUUAUUCCCGCCACCGCUGGACGGAGGCUGCGUUCUCUCGACACAUUCAGAGGCUUUGCUCUGGUGGUGAUGGUGUUUGUGAAUUAUGGAGGAGGACGCUAUUGGUUCUUCAGACAUGAGAGCUGGAACGGACUCACUGUAGCUGACCUGGUCUUUCCCUGGUUUGUGUUCAUCAUGGGUACGUCCAUAUCUCUCUCUGUAAACGGUGCUCUGUGUCGGGGAGCCAUGCGUUCUCAUCUGCUGAGGAAGGUCUGCUGGAGGAGCGUUCAGCUCUUCCUCAUCGGAGUCAUCAUCAUCAACCCCAACUACUGCCUCGGGCCGCUAUCCUGGGACUCGCUCCGUAUUCCUGGUGUACUGCAACGUUUAGCCUUUACCUACCUGGUUGUGGCGGUGUUGGAGGUGUUGGUGGCCCGAGUUCAUCAGGACAGCUCACUGACUGAUGUGUGGUGGUACCCUGUCCAUGAUGUCUUCCUCAACUGGCCUGCAUGGGUAUGUGUGAUCGCCAUGGAAACACUGUGGCUGUGCUUGACCUUCUUGCUGCCUGUCCCAGGCUGUCCGACUGGGUAUUUGGGUCCGGGGGGAAUCGGGGAUUUUGGUCAGUAUCCAAACUGCACAGGAGGAGCUGCAGGUUACAUCGACCGCUGGCUGCUGGGAGAAAACCACAUUUACCAAACACCGUCGUCACGGGUCGUCUAUCAGACCACAGUGCCCUUUGACCCUGAGGGAGUUCUGGGCAGUAUUAACUCUGUAUUGAUGGCCUUCCUCGGCCUUCAGGCAGGGAAGGUUCUCCUGCACUACAGAGAGCAGCACAGGGAGAUCAUCACCCGUUUCCUGGUGUGGAGCUUCCUGCUGGGAAUCAUCUCCGCUGUUCUGACAAAAUGCUCCAGAAAUCAGGGCUUCAUCCCCGUCAACAAGAACCUGUGGUCCCUGUCGUAUGUGACGACUCUCAGCUGCUUUGCCUUUGUGGUCCUUCUGGUGGUCUACUAUACAGUGGAUGUGAAGAGGUGGUGGUCCGGAGCUCCGUUCUUCUACCCAGGUAUGAACUCCAUUCUGGUGUACGUGGGUCACGAGGUGUUUGAGGACUACUUCCCGUUCCGCUGGAGAAUGGCCAACAGCCAAUCACAUUCCGAGCACCUGGCCCAGAACCUGCUGGCCACGUCCAUAUGGGUCCUCAUCUCCUGCAUCCUCUACAGGAAGAAGAUCUUCUGGAAGAUUUAAUGACUGCUCCUUCUGGUGUGGGUUCAGACCAACCGAAGACCCGACUAUCUGAAGAAACAGGCUUUCUGCAGCAGGAACUUGGAAAGUGUCAGCAGAAGUUGGAUUAUUUGGAGAUCAGACGAACUUGAUGAUGCUCUCAAUCGUGAUUUUAGCAGCAACAUUGGAUGGAGAAAGCAUCUCAAAGAAUGGUGAAAACGGAUGGUCGUUAGAAGAUUCCCAGUGGCUCAGAACAAGUGUUGGGUCCAUAAAACAUCUAUGCUGUGGGAAAAAUGAUCUCUUGGCAAGUGUGAGCUUCUUAAAUGUAGACAGUAGAUAUAAUAUUUCUCGUUAUGAGGUUGUUGAGAGAACAUUACAAUAUUGUUCCACAUGUUUAAGGACCUUUAUACUGACACAAAAUAAUUCAUCAAGGUAAAAUAUUUCCUUCAAGCGUUAACUUUAACACUGGAUUAAAUUACUCAUUCUAAAAAAGUUAAGAAUUUUACAGAGACCUGGAUUUUCGUAGGCUCAGGCCCAGUCCCAUUUCUUCUUUUUACCCCUACCCCUUGUUUUCGAGUGUUGCCCCUUGGAACUGAGUCUCAGGGUAGUGGUUAAACUCUUCCCUCUGAAAUGGGACCCUCAAAUAAA
Colossoma macropomum (tambaqui) is the source of this 2617-nucleotide messenger RNA. RefSeq names its product heparan-alpha-glucosaminide N-acetyltransferase (gene hgsnat). The record is from RefSeq and is a predicted model, not a curated record. Lineage: Eukaryota; Metazoa; Chordata; Actinopteri; Characiformes; Serrasalmidae.